Molecule: messenger RNA, 168 nt
Organism: Microstroma glucosiphilum
Lineage: Eukaryota; Fungi; Basidiomycota; Exobasidiomycetes; Microstromatales; Microstromataceae
Product: homeobox protein EgHBX4
Exons: 2
Biological process (GO): regulation of transcription by RNA polymerase II
Cellular component (GO): nucleus
Molecular function (GO): DNA-binding transcription factor activity, RNA polymerase II-specific; sequence-specific double-stranded DNA binding
Source: RefSeq, a predicted model, not a curated record
AAAAGAGUCCGAACGCUUCUGACGCAGGAGCAGGCCGAGGUACUUCAAAGUAUCCUGGCUCAGACCCCUUUCCCCUCAACAAGCGUCAGAGAAGCUGCUGCGCGAGAGCUGGGCAUCUCGCCGAGGAAAGUGCAAGUGUGGUUUCAAAAUGUGCGACAAAAGCACAGA